This is a messenger RNA of Phycomyces blakesleeanus NRRL 1555(-), 2054 nucleotides long. RefSeq lists its product as hypothetical. The record is from RefSeq and is a predicted model, not a curated record. The transcript has 2 exons. NCBI's taxonomy places the organism in Eukaryota, Fungi, Mucoromycota, Mucoromycetes, Mucorales, Phycomycetaceae. The coding region runs from base 522 to 1802 and encodes 426 amino acids.
CCUUUAUGAUCCUUUCGCUCUCUCUUUACUUCACAAAAACAAUACACCGUCACUUUGCUCCUAAUUGAACAGUCCACAGUAAAACACUUGAUUCCCCUUUGGCAAGUGCCAUUCUCUUGAUUGCCUUGCACUUCUAUUCCAAGAGAGCGAUUCGAAUCCUCUUCAUCUUUAUCUUCAUUUCUAGUCAUCUCGGCUCAGUUUCUUCCUCGUCUACUUUUACUACAUAAUCAGAAUCGUGUCUUAUUUUGUGUAGUUCGUCUUUCUAUCUAUUUGUCUAUCUAUUUGUCUGUCUGUCUAUCUGUCUAUCUGCAUAUCUGCCUAUCUUAUUGAUUGUCUAUCUUAUUUUUUUAUUUUUUUAUUUUUUUUUACUGGUUGCUCUUAUUGCACAUUCUCUUUUAUAAUACUCUUCCCUUUCAUUCAUUUGUUUCCCUUCAUUCACACUGGCAUCAGUCCUACAUUGUCAUUUGCAGUAGCGCAUCCUGUACGAGAGUCACCGGAACGAUCCACUUGCUUCAUUUGUCAUGGUACCUGUGGAUGAAGUGUUUGAUUCGAAAAAACAACCAGAACAUCCGCUCUCUGGGCACCUGCCAGAGAGAGACCGGCGACUAUCGAUACGCAGUCGCUCAGCUAGUCCAUCUGCUUAUGUGUUUGCCCCAAGCUGGAUACUCUCUCCAACCGAGAAACCCGGUCUGAGGACAACUUCACUUGCAUUCUCUUCCUUUGGAAAACGAACCCAUAGAGAAAGCGAUUUAAAGGAUAGAUUUCCAAGAGACCCUACUAACAAGUCUCUUCUUGCAUCUGAAAGAACUGCAGUCAAAACUGACGAUAAUAACCCUCUCUCACCACGUCCAUCUGCAUCAUCACCUUCACCCAGAAGACUACCUUACCCUUCUCAGCACGCGCCAGACAGCAGUGCUCUUCAUACUGACGUUAGAAGACCCGCCAAGGCGCUGCGAAAUAAUAGUUGUACAGACCUCACUAAAUUACCACCAUCCGACACAAUGGAAGAGUUUCCUACUCUUGCAAACAAUGCACCAGACCUAACCAAACACCCAACUAGUUCUCCUUGGGGAAAGCCGCAUUUGAUCAAAGAGGUGUUUGCUCAACCUGCCCAACAAGAAGAUAAUGUGACAAACCAAUCUUGUGAUCCUGAGCUUGCGCGCUUGAAAGCCUUAGUUCCUAAGCGUAUAUCAUCAACAGCAAUCAAAAAACACACCCCGGCCGGUUCAUCUCAUUCCAAUAGACCUCGGAGUACUACAGGAAAAACUCUUCCCACCCGACUCUCUAGUCUCUCUGUUCGACAGUUCCCUAAAAGGACGACUGAGUCUCCAACGACCCCUGAUGAGAAGAGAUCUGGUGAAGAGAAUACUGACACUUCUGGAUUAAAAGAUUAUGCUCCUGAAAUAGAGACACCCACGAUUACAGAUGAAGACAAGGAACGUUUCUUGAACUUGGUACGUGUGUGGACAGGCGGGGCAGUCCGAUGGGAAAACAACUGUGGGGUACUCCCUAGAUCACCCAGUCCUACCAUGAAUGCCAAACCACUCUUGCCAGUGGGAAGCGAUCGUUUGUUUGAUAGAAGAAGUAGUUACUCUGGCAUCAGUCCUUUUGAAAUGGGUCCCUUGAAGAUCCACAGCCAGGAACCUUGCUCUGAAACAGACUGCUCCAUUUACGGCAGCAUGGAUAAUGGGCUACUCAACCCGACAUCUCUUUACUCUGUCAAGGAUACUGACAUGAAUGGAGUAAGAGAUCGUUGGAUGUUUGCAAAGGCGCCAUCUUCCUCUCUCUACUAUGUCAUGUGAAUAGAUGCAUUCUCUGCGUCCCCCCCAUCUCUUUCUUUCUCUUUCUCUUUAUAUUUUAUAUAUUUUAUCUAUGAUAAUUUUCCGCUUAUUUCUUUUCUUUCAUUCUUUCUAUUUUUUUAUCUCUUCACAUAUUCUUUACUUUUACUUUUACUUUACGCUAUUUUAUUUAUAAAUAUUUUCCUUUAUUAUAUCAUAUACAUAUUUUAUAUAUAUAUAUAUAGUAUUAAUAAACACCCACAUACAUUCAUUCAC